AGGCACGAUAAUUUAAAAACGUUCAGUUUGGCGGCGCGUCCAACAGCAAGCGGUUGUGGUCCAGCAGCAGACAGUAGUAGUUGAGCAGAGCAGAGUCAAGAACCCGGAGAAGCAGCCAUGUAUCACCUGAAGAGUUUGGCCCGCCAGGGCGCCAUCCGCCAGCAGGAGCUGACCACGCUGGCCAAGGCCCUGCCCACCGCCGUGAUGCACUCCCGCGGCUAUGCCUCCGAGCACCAGAUUCCGGACCGUCUAAAGGACGUGCCCACCGCCAAGGAUCCCCGUUUCUUCGACAUGGUCGAGUACUUCUUCCACCGCGGCUGCCAAAUCGCCGAGGAGAGCCUGGUCGAUGACAUGAAGGGCAAGCUGACCCGCGACGAGAAGAAGCAAAAGGUUAAGGGCAUCCUCAUGCUGAUGCAGCCCUGCGACCACAUCAUCGAGAUUGCCUUCCCCCUCCGCCGUGAUGCUGGCAACUACGAGAUGAUCACCGGCUACAGGGCCCAGCACAGCACCCACAAGACGCCCACCAAGGGAGGUAUUCGUUUCUCUUUGGACGUUUCCCGCGAUGAGGUCAAAGCCCUUUCCGCCCUGAUGACCUUCAAGUGCGCCUGUGUGGAUGUGCCAUUCGGCGGCGCCAAGGCCGGCCUGAAGAUCAACCCCAAGGAGUACUCCGAGCACGAGCUGGAGAAGAUCACUCGCCGCUUCACCCUGGAGUUGGCCAAGAAGGGCUUCAUUGGACCCGGUGUUGAUGUGCCCGCCCCCGACAUGGGAACCGGUGAGCGCGAGAUGUCCUGGAUCGCUGACACCUACGCCAAGACCAUCGGUCACCUGGACAUCAAUGCCCAUGCCUGUGUCACCGGCAAGCCCAUCAACCAGGGCGGUAUCCACGGACGUGUCUCGGCCACCGGACGCGGUGUCUUCCACGGCCUGGAGAACUUCAUCAACGAGGCCAACUACAUGAGCCAGAUUGGCACCACUCCCGGCUGGGGCGGCAAGACCUUCAUCGUCCAGGGCUUCGGCAACGUGGGCCUGCACACCACCCGCUACCUAACCCGCGCCGGAGCCACCUGCAUUGGCGUCAUCGAGCACGACGGCACUCUGUUCAACCCCGAGGGCAUUGACCCCAAGCUGCUGGAGGACUACAAGAACGAGCACGGCACCAUUGUCGGCUACCAGAACGCCAAGCCCUACGAGGGCGAGAACCUGAUGUUCGAGAAGUGCGACAUCUUCAUUCCAGCUGCUGUUGAGAAGGUCAUCACCAGCGAGAAUGCGCACAGAAUCCAAGCUAAGAUCAUUGCCGAGGCUGCCAACGGCCCCACCACCCCUGCUGCCGACAAGAUCCUGAUUGAUCGCAACAUCCUGGUCAUCCCCGAUCUGUACAUCAACGCCGGUGGUGUCACUGUCUCCUUCUUCGAGUGGCUGAAGAACCUCAACCACGUCUCGUACGGUCGCCUGACCUUCAAGUACGAGCGCGAGUCCAACUACCAUCUGCUCGCCUCAGUCCAACAGUCAAUUGAAAGAGUCAUUAUGGACGAAUCUGUACAAGAGUCCCUGGAGCGUCGUUUCGGCCGCGUGGGUGGCCGCAUCCCCGUGACCCCCUCCGAGUCGUUCCAGAAGCGCAUCUCCGGCGCCUCCGAGAAGGACAUCGUCCACUCUGGCCUGGACUACACCAUGGAGCGCUCGGCGCGCGCCAUCAUGAAGACGGCCAUGAAGUACAACCUGGGACUGGACCUCAGAACCGCUGCCUACGUCAACUCCAUCGAGAAGAUCUUCACCACAUACCGCGAUGCCGGCCUGGCCUUCUAAGCCUCAGCCUGAGUGCGCUGAUCAGCCCCCAGACUCUUAACUAGUUAAUUAAGCAAUCGAACUCAAGAGCAUACUAUUGCUAUUGCUCCUUGCACCGCCGUUUUAGAUGAAAAAGUCACAAAUCGAAACGUAAUUUAUAUCUACGGUAAAUUGGAGCUGGCCGGAAUUACUCUUUUUAAACUAAACAACAACAAAACAAAAAAAAAACAGACCCAACUUUCGCCCGUGUUUCGUAUUAAGUUGAAAAAGUUGCGAGCUUAUUAUUGUUGAUUUUCUGUAAUUUUUAAGUUCAUGAGCGUCAAACUGAAGCAAUUGCAUUUUCAAUUAUGUAUCGCAACGUCUCGUACUGUCAUGUCACGUUUAUCGUACGAUCGCUCCGUUGCCGUAACAUUAAAAUAAUCAAAUAUACACAAAACUAAACUCUAAAAA
This is a messenger RNA of Drosophila ananassae, 2232 nucleotides long. RefSeq names its product glutamate dehydrogenase, mitochondrial (gene Gdh). Gene Ontology annotation, molecular function: L-glutamate dehydrogenase (NAD+) activity. The transcript is spliced from 6 exons. Gene Ontology annotation, cellular component: mitochondrion. Lineage: Eukaryota; Metazoa; Arthropoda; Insecta; Diptera; Drosophilidae. The coding region runs from base 118 to 1803 and encodes 561 amino acids. The record is from RefSeq and is a predicted model, not a curated record. Gene Ontology annotation, biological process: L-glutamate catabolic process.